Fusarium sp. VM40 is the source of this 1224-nucleotide messenger RNA. The record is from the annotation of a GenBank genome assembly. NCBI's taxonomy places the organism in Eukaryota, Fungi, Ascomycota, Sordariomycetes, Hypocreales, Nectriaceae.
AUGGUCAACUCAGCAUUUGUUGGCGAACCGCCUGCCACGGAAGAUGAUCUCAACAUUGUCCGGGGCAUACUUCGCAUGUACGGCCUCGGCAAUGUCGACCCCAGUCUUGGAUUGACCUUUUCCAUACAAAGACCAAAAGGUCCACCUGACGAGUCGAAGCAACCUGGAAUUUUGGCAGGCAUGAUCAUUGUUAUUCUUGCCAUUGUUGUACCCACGGUCGCGAGAAUUAUCAUCCGUCUCAGAGGAUCGAGAACGCAGUUUGGUCCUGAUGAUUGGGCCAUCAUCUGUGCUGCUUGUUUGGCAGUUUCUUACCCAUGCAUCUGCAUAGCGAUGCUCGCUGAGACGGGCGCCGGUCGACAUACGUACGAAAGCACAUACGAAGAAUACAACCUCUAUAUGUACUACCUAACGGUUUGCAAAAUAAUAUUUUACGUUGCUGUCGGACUCAUCAAGGUGUCGAUCACACUUUUCGUUCGACGACUGGCAGACAGAGCAUCGAAAGCUUGGAAGCUCUUUGCCGACAUAUUCCUUGGGACAGUGGUGAUUUACAUACUUCUCGCGAUAUUCUGGUUCAUCUUUUCGUGUAGACCUAUUGGAUCGAUGUGGAAUAAGAAAUACGCUGGAUCUUUGAAGGACCCUCCAGUAUGUGUCGAUUCAAUAUUUCAGAACAAGUUCUUGAGUAGUAUGCACGUUGCACAGAGCAUUGUGCUUCUCUUGGCGCCUAUUAUCAUUUUGUGGUACGUCAAGAUUAACAAAGGCAAGAAGGCGCGCCUGUUCUUCAUCUGGCUUGUUGGAGGCACCACGGUACUGGGCGGCCUGCUACAGCAAACCAUGAUCACCAUAAGCAACGACUCUUGCUGGCAAUACACAUCAGCAUUACGGUGGACAGUGAUGGAUCUCACAUUCGGGACAUUAGCCGCAUCGCUUCCCGUCCUCGACGCAGCGAUCAUGGGUACAUGGAGCUCCAUCAAGACCAAGAUCGGCGCAUCAGGCUCACACUCGCGAUCUCGGACCCAAGGGUGGACAGAUCUGGAGAACGAUACAAGACAUAUAACGACGAUCCGUCGCGGUAGCGAGGCCGACUCCGACUCGAUUGAGAAUAUUAUGAGCAAAGAUAAGAGUGGCGGGAUGGAGAUGGGCAUUUUACGGACUCAUGAAGUUCAGUUGAGUUACGAUUCGGAUCAGGAGCCGAAGAACCCUCAUGUAAUGGGCGUGGGAAAGUAG